Uloborus diversus is the source of this 3210-nucleotide messenger RNA. Its product is annotated as cell adhesion molecule DSCAML1-like. NCBI's taxonomy places the organism in Eukaryota, Metazoa, Arthropoda, Arachnida, Araneae, Uloboridae. Gene Ontology annotation, cellular component: plasma membrane; axon. Gene Ontology annotation, biological process: homophilic cell-cell adhesion; dendrite self-avoidance; axon guidance. The transcript has 19 exons. The coding region runs from base 1 to 3210 and encodes 1069 amino acids. Gene Ontology annotation, molecular function: cell-cell adhesion mediator activity. The record is from RefSeq and is a predicted model, not a curated record.
AUGUACCAGUGUUUCGCAUCCAAUGAUUUUGAUGUAACGCAAGGAACGGCGCAGUUAACUCUUGGAGAUUACCCACCAACUUUACUGGAGAUUUUCAGUGAGAAAACGAUAGAACCUGGACCCUCCGUCACCUUAAAAUGUGUUGCCCAGGGCAAUCCGCUACCUCAAAUCACGUGGACACUGGACUCUAACCAAAUCCCAGACAGCCCUCGCUAUCGUCUGGGUGACUACGUGCGAACAGGUGGUGAUUCAACGGAGGUGGUGAGCUAUGUGAAUCUUACUUCUGUCCGGCCCGAGGAUGGUGGACUCUACGAAUGUGUCGCCUCCAAUGAGAUUGGAGAAGUCAAACAUUCUUCGAGGGUUAAUAUUUUUGGACCACCUUUCGUCCGGACGAUGGCCAAUGCAACUGUGGUAUCGGGGGAGACACUAAGAAUUGUGUGCCCCAUUGGAGGUCACCCAAUCGACAACAUUAAAUGGGAGAAGGAUGGAGUCAAAUUGCCAUUCAACCACCGCCAGAAAGUAUUCCCAAAUGGAACCUUGAUUGUCAGGAAUGUUGAGAAGCCUUUUGAUUCUGGCUACUAUAAAUGUUCAGCUUCGAAUGCGGAUGGCUUAUCGGCAGAAAAUUCGUUAUUUGUUAGUGUCGUAGUCAAACCAGUUAUCGAACCUUUUACAUUCCCAAAAUCUCUUCAGCAAGGCAAAAGAUUCAGCAUCCUCUGCACCAUUUCGGAUGGCGAUCCUCCCAUCCUCAUCCAGUGGGUAAAGGACGAAAUGCAUUCCCCUGGUGCAGAUUUGCAGGUGGUUCCUGUGACUCGGUACUCUUCGUCAUUGGUCUUUGACUCUUUAUCUCCUGAAGACCACGGAAACUACACUUGCCGGGCCUCCAACGCAGCUGGAACCGUUAGCCACUCCGCUACAAUGGUAAUUCACGUUCCUCCACGGUGGAGAAUUGAACCCGGAGACACCAGUGUAAUUAAAAGUCGAUCAGCUGUAGUUGACUGCCAAGCAGAUGGAUUUCCCAUUCCUCGUAUUCGCUGGACUAAAUCAGAAGGUAUUUCUCUUGCAGGUGACGUUGCAUCUGAAUUUCGACCAAUCAGCAGCAGCUCUCGUUUACACGUCUUUGAAAACGGAUCUCUGGUUAUCCAUAACGUUGAGGCUGAUGAUGAGGGGCAUUAUCUAUGUCAAGCGACGAAUGGAAUAGGGCAGGGUCUAAGCAAAGUCGUCAAGCUUUCUGUUCAUGUGGCUGCUCAUUUCAAAAGCAAGUUCCGAGCUGAGACCGUACGCAAAGGAGAAGACGCAAAGCUGGUGUGUGAAGCCAUCGGAGAUCGACCUCUCCAAAUCUCGUGGUUAAAAGACAAACAAAGCUUUGAGCCACAUGCUGAUCUCAGGUAUGAAUUGACGGAAACUGUUUUGAGCGGAGGAACAACUUCUGAGUUAGUCAUCAGAAGAGCGGAUCGAAGAGAUUCUGCUUUGUACACUUGCAUGGCAUCGAAUGCUUUUGGCCAAGAUGACACCAAUAUGCAGCUUAUCAUGCAAGAGCCACCAGAUGCACCUCAGGAUUUAAAAGUAUUAGAAUUUGGAAGCAGAAAUGCCAAGUUAGGAUGGACUGCGCCCUACAGCGGAAACAGCCAAAUUACGCAAUAUAUUUUGUAUUACAAGGAGGAAGCAGAUAGAUGGCAGCAAAAGUCACUAAACAUUUCUGUUUCUGGUGUUGAAUCGAGUGUCUUGGUUCGUGGUUUACAACCUGUUACUUUUUAUCACUUCCGUUUACACGCAGAAAAUCUUCUUGGUAGAAGUGAACCAAGCAACGUUGUACACUUACGAACAGAUCAGGAAGCACCUGGAGGCCCACCCCAAAAGGUCAAAGCAAAAGCUAUUGGAGCUCAUACAGUAAAGGUUACGUGGAAGCCUCCCAGACCUGAUCUACAGUAUGGUUCCAUAGAAGGCUACUACGUUGGAUACAAAGUUGCCAAUUCAAAAGACGCGUAUAUCUACAAGACACUGAAAGCGCAAGGAAGUGAAACGUUUUUGGAAGAGACACAGCUUUCUAACCUCCGGAAACUCAUCGAGUACGCAGUGAUUGUGCAAGCCUACAAUGCAAAAGGAGCAAGUCCACCUUCCGAUCCAACUACCAUCAAAACUCUUGAAAAUGAUCCCCCUGGAAGUCCGGUGCUCAAAGUGGUAUUUUCGAACCAGUCGUCGAUUAGUCUAGAAUGGGAACAAACGGAAAUUGCUAAUCCUGUUGAUGGUUAUAUCCUUCACUACAAAUGGGAGUUAGGCGAUUGGCAAGAAACGGAAUUUCCUUCUUCAGAGACAGAGCACUCAGUACAUGAUCUUAGAUGUGGAUCCGGUUACCAGUUUUACGUCACAGCUUUCAAUUCUAUUGGUCGCGGCAUUCCAAGUGAUAUUAUUAGGACGCAAACAAAUGGAAGAGCUCCUGUUGCUCCAGAUAAACAGUCAAUGCUAACUACAAACCAGUCUGCUGCAGCCAUUCACCUCGAUGCUUGGCACGACGGAGGCUGUCCCCUGACAUCAUUCGCUGUUCGCUACAGGCAGCAAAGACAGCAGGUGUGGAAUCUUGUGACAGAGGGUGGAUCUGGUGACAACAAUGUUAGACCUCAAGAGCGACUCCGACGUCAAAUCGUUCUUGACGAUCUGAUUCCAGGCACUUGGUACAGGCUUCAGGUGACGGCUCAUAAUGAAGCAGGAUCAACUGAUGCUGAGUACACAUUCGUGACUAGUCCCUUAAUGACAGAUUACACAACUCAUUAUCCAAUGCUUGAAGAUGGUCAUCAAGAUUUUCCUCUUUACUUGGACAUAAACAUAUUAGUUCCUGCUGCGGUUUCCCUUGCUGUCGUCAUUGCGUUAAUAAUACUAGUCUGCGUCAUUGUUCACAAGCGAAACGUGCAGGACACAAACAAUGCUGGGAGUGGCAGUGACACAUACAGUAGCAGAAAAUGCCAAGUCCACGAAGGAGUCCAAAUGACGGAAAUGGAGAAGAGUUCCUUGAAGAAAGCCCUCUCCAGUCCUGUGACCAGAGGAGAUUAUUAUCCCACCCCUUAUGCAACGACACGAAUCACUGCGGAAGAGCAAAAAGAGGCUGCUGCUCGACAGGCAUUGGAGGAACCUUUAUACGCUACUGUUAAACGGACGCCCAGGCCUCCUAGGUCUGAAUUUCAUGUGUACCACUAUCCAGAUGACGUCGAUAUUUAA